Molecule: messenger RNA, 1275 nt
Organism: Letharia columbiana
Lineage: Eukaryota; Fungi; Ascomycota; Lecanoromycetes; Lecanorales; Parmeliaceae
Exons: 2
Coding region: 1-1275 (424 amino acids)
Biological process (GO): 'de novo' UMP biosynthetic process; 'de novo' pyrimidine nucleobase biosynthetic process
Cellular component (GO): cytosol
Molecular function (GO): orotidine-5'-phosphate decarboxylase activity
Source: RefSeq, a predicted model, not a curated record
AUGGUGCACACGUUGCCUACGCUUUCUUCCCAAACACGAAGCACGAUGGCCUCCGAAAAGCAUUCCAUCCUCUCUCUACCCUACUCCACCCGCGCCGAACAGCCCAAUACGUCCCCAUUAGCGACGUAUCUCCUCAGCCUCAUCUCCAUAAAGCGCUCCAACCUCUGCGUAUCCGCAGAUGUCCACACUACAUACGAUCUACUGAGCGUGGCAGAAGAAGUCGGUGACUCCAUAUGCGUGCUCAAGACCCAUGCCGAUAUCAUAGACGAUUGGUCAGAGAAGACCAUUCGAGGCUUGGAGGAGAUAUCGAGAAGGAAGCAUUUCCUGCUCUUUGAGGAUAGGAAGCUUGGAGACAUUGGAAACACGAUUCAAAGUCAAUACACACGUGGACCCCUUGCAAUCUGCACAUGGGCUCACCUUACAAACGCUCACCUCCUCCCGGGCCCUUCCAUAGUUCCCCUCCUCUUUUCCGCCGCCUCUUCCUGUCUUACAUCCCUGAACCAAUCUGUCGACACUACAAUAACAGCCGGCACGCCCCGCCUCUCUCUCGACAGCAGCAAUGCCGCAGACUCACCUGACCGACCCUCGAGCAUCUUCACUUCUACCUCUGUAACAUCUACAUCGCCCGCCCCGUCCUUCCCCGUCGCGUCGCCCACAAGUCCUAAUUCUAGCACGAGCGCAAGUCCACCGCAGACGCUGUUUUCGCACACAAGGAGGAAAGGGAGAGCGGGGAGUCUGACUACGGCUACGACGACCAUAUCACAGACCUUUGAGCCUACAUCGCCGCGGCACCCUGUGAGUCUGAUGCACUCCCUGUCUAUGGGCGAAGACUCGGAUGAGCCGCAAACCAAGCAGAAGGCGCUGGAAGAGCUGGGGCUCCCACCACACGCUCGUGGUCUCCUCCUGCUUGCGGAGAUGAGCUCGGCGGGCAAUCUCUUGACGCCAGAGUAUACCAAUGCAUGCAUAAAAGCCGCAAGGGAGAACCAAGACUUCGUGCUUGGAUUCGUUGCACAACGGUCCCUGAAUCAAGAAGCGGAUGAUGCGUUCCUCACGUUUGCGCCUGGGGUCUCACUGCCGAGAGAGGGAGAUGAGCUGGUGAAGGGUGAUGGCAAAGGCCAACAGUACAGGGGCCCAGAGCAGGUGGUAGGGAGGGACGGGGUGGAUGUUGUGAUUGUGGGGAGGGGGGUCCUGGGAGCUAUGGAUAGGGAAAGAGAGGCGGAAAGGUACAGGAAGGCUGCUUGGAAAGCUUAUGAGGGGAGGAUCGGGAGGAGGUAG